AUGGAAGUCGUCGAGCCAACUAAGGAAAUGACAAGGUAUGAGGACGAAGCUGCUCUGGGCACAGCGCAGGAGAAGAACAUGUCCCUGAAGACUGCCUUCAAAUAUUACCGAAAAGCCGUGAUAUGGUCUAUCACUAUCUCCAUGGCCACCAUCAUGGAGUCUUACGACAUGCAGCUCAUCAGCUCCUUCUACGCCUUUCCUCAAUUCAACAAGAAGUACGGCCAGCAACUGCCAAAUGGUACAUGGCAGGUUGAUGCAGAUUGGCAACUGGGUCUGAGUCUAGCAUCGCUGAUCGGUCUCAUCUUUGGCGUGUUUGCUAGUGGAUACCUCGGUGAUCGCUACGGACCCCGAUAUGUCAUGAUUGCAGCACAUUGCCUCCUGACAGGAUUCGUUGCUGUGAUAUUCACGGCGCAGAGCGUUGAGAUACUUUUUGCAGGCGAGUUAUUAUGUGCGUGCACUUGGGGCCUCUUCGCUGCAGCAACACCGACAUACGCCGCCGAGAUUGUCCCCAUGGCACUGAGAGGAUACCUCACCACAUAUGUUAAUCUUUGCUGGGUGAUCGGACGAAUCCUUGCGACCGGUGUCCUACGGGGCAUGCUACCGGUGCAGUCUGAAUGGUCUUUCAGGGUUCCGUUCGCGCUCCAAUGGAUGUGGCCGCCGGCGCUAAUCAUAGCUACAUGGUUAUCACCAGAGAGUCCUUGGUGGCUCGUUCGUAAGGAGCGUAUCGAGGAAGCAAGGAAGACGCUGAACCGCCUGGUCAGUGCCCCUACUGGGUUAGUCAACAAUGAUCAUCGCCUUGCCAUGAUGCAACAUACCAUUGCGCUGGAGCGCGAAUUAAAUGUUGGUGGAUCUUUUCUGGACUGCUUCAAGGGCACGAACCUGCGCAGAACAGAGAUUGCGAUGCUCUCUUGGGGCGGACAGAUACUUCCCGGCUUUAUCAUCCAGGGUUAUACGACCUAUUUCUUCACGCUUGCCGGACUUGCCCCAAGCGACUCUUUCAACUUGACAAUGGGUGUCUUCAGUAUGGCUUUUGUUGGUACAUGCGCGUCGUGGUUAUUGCAGCCCCGGUUGGGUCGACGCACCAUCUACAUCGCAGGCUUGGCAAUCAUGUUACCAAUCAUGUGGAUUGUUGCUUUUCUUGAGUUCGCGCCAAAUGCCGGCAGUAAUUCUAGCAUCAAAUGGGCACAAUCUUCCGUCUUGAUGAUCUGGUUCUUCACCUACGGAACCACCAUCGGCCCGAUCCCUUAUGCUAUCGCUGCUGAGGUAGGUGCAGUACAGUUGCGCUACAAGACAAUCGCUCUCGGUCGCAACAUGUACUACUUCCUUUCCAUCAUCAACGUCAUUAUCUCGCCAUAUAUGCUCAACCCAAGCAAAUGGGAUCUCAAGGGAAAGGCGGCGUUUCCCGCUGCCAUCUUGAAUAUAUGCUUGUUCGUCUGGGCAUACUACAGGCUGCCAGAAACAAAGGGCAUGACACCGGAGACGUUGGAUCAUCUGUUUCACGAGAAGGUCAGCGCUAGGAACUUCAAAGCAGAGGCGGCAAGGUUUCAAUAG
Molecule: messenger RNA, 1551 nt
Organism: Alternaria atra
Lineage: Eukaryota; Fungi; Ascomycota; Dothideomycetes; Pleosporales; Pleosporaceae
Exons: 4
Coding region: 1-1551 (516 amino acids)
Biological process (GO): transmembrane transport; carbohydrate transport
Cellular component (GO): membrane
Molecular function (GO): carbohydrate:proton symporter activity
Source: RefSeq, a predicted model, not a curated record